GCUGCCGCGGUAACCAAAACUAACGCCGCCCCGCCAUACAAACUCAGACGGAACCAACGGAUCCAGUAUGAAGAGUGUGUUUCAGGAAGAAGUUGGCGCCCCUCCGCUAUAAACUAUUAGCAUGUAGGCUAACUGGAGUAUAUGAAAAUUCGCCUGUGUAGAAAUUUUUCCCUCCGUCGGUUUUGAAGAAGUCAACAAUGAGCGACAUGGAAUUCAGCGUCCCCCUGUCGUCACUGGCCCUCCUGGUUCCACCACUGAGGCUGAUGUCAGCAGUGAUGUGGGAAGUGGUUCGCCAGAGGAACAUAAAGCACUAUGGGAAGCUGGAAGAGUUCGUAUCCAUGGUUACAGAUGCAGUUCCUGAACUCAUGAGUAAAAGAGAGGGGAGACUGUUGUCGCUAGGUCUAAGGGCCAGGACCACUCUGGAAUUACUACGUUCUGAGCAUCCUGAAGAUCUGAAAGCUGUCGAGACUCAUCUUAACAGGAUCCGAUCCUCCUGCAUUGAGGAGACAAAUGAUCCUGUGAUUGAAGCGCCGGAGGCCAACUUUAUGAAGCUUGUGCAAGGCCUCAUUGAAGACACGGAUGGCCGAGAACAUUUCCUCAAGAACGUGUUUCCAGUGGAGUACGGCCCUGACUUUGACACAGCGCUGGAGACACUCGUUUCUGAAUUCUUUACCAGACUGGAGGAGCUGCUGCCCAUCCCGGAUUUCAAGCAGACUGCUUCUUGGCUCAGUGCUGCCCCCUCUGUCCUUGAGGAGUACAUGCAGUGUGUGUCAAACGGAGAUGACCUCAAAUUUCUUCUCCAGAGCAAGCAGUGUCACGGAAAAUUGGCCAAAAAUACCGUUGCUCCAUUUCAGUCAGAUGAUCUUCUCAUCCCCUCCCUGUCUCUGCCCCCCUCGCUGGAGGUGGCCAUUGCGUCCCAUCCGAGUGCGUGCGAUGACGACAGCAGCGUUCCGCAGAUAGUCAUGUUUGACGAAGAACUGUCAACAAACCCUUCCACGUCAACCGACUUUCCCGAUUCUCCAAAAAGACCUGAACUAUCCGCUCCUUGUCACAGACAGCAAUCACAUAAGUGUCCCGACUGUGGCAAAUUCUUCAAGCAUCACUCUGUCCUGGUGGAGCACCAGCGAGUCCACAGCGGCCAGCAGCCCUACAACUGCUCAGAGUGUGGGAGGGCGUUCAGGACGGCCACGCUGCUCGCCGGUCACAGGCUCCGAAAAUGCAAAAACGCCGCUUACCUGUGCAUAAAAUGCGGGAACAGCUUUCCCACUUCUCUGGACAAAUUCCGUCACCACUGUCCCAAACGAGGUCGCAGCUACGACUGCGAGCACUGUGGGAAGACUUUCCAAAAGUCCAGCAGCCUAAAGGAACACCUGCUCACUCACGUCCAGAGCCGUCUUUUCAAGUGUAGUCACUGCGGCGAAGGUUUUUCUGGCAUCGGCGACCUGAAGUAUCAUCAGCAGGUGGAUCACGACAAGCCCUACCAGUGCAAGAAAUGCAGGAAGAGCUUCAUCUCCUCCAAGUGUCUGGUCAAACAUCAACAGCGCCACGACGAGAUCGGCGAAAUGGAGGCCGCCAAAUUACUGAGUGGAGGCAAACACCGGAAAAGCGGCAGCCGUCAUCGGAUUUGCUCUUUGUCGCUGUCGGGUUCCUCAAGGAAGCUCACGAUCAAAUCCGCCUACUCCCGCGGACGAGUCACUCACAACUGUCCACUGUGCGGACGCAGCUUCAAGUACCGCUUCGAGUUUCUGGAACACCAGAGGUUCCACACGGCCGUGAAGCCGUACAAAUGCUCCCAGUGCGGCAAAGCCUUCCGCACGGAGUCUCACCUGUCGGGCCACAGGAAGCGAAAGUGCAAGAACGCCGCCCACAUUUGCACCAAGUGCGGUUGUCAGUUCCGCUCGUUACAUGAGCGCGUCAGGCACCAGUGCGUGCAGCUGCUGACCAAAUACGAAUGCUCUCACUGCGGCAAGACCUUCAAGAUGGCUCACCUGCUGAGGAACCAUCAGAUGACCGAGCACCAGCUUCCCUACAGCCCCAACCACCGCUUCCGGUGCAGGUACUGCGACGAGACGUUCCCGGGCAUCAGCGAACUCAAGUAUCAUCAACGGGUCGACCACGAGAAGCCGUACCAGUGCCAGGAGUGCGGCAAGUGCUUCCUGUCCGAAAAGUGCUUGUCCAACCACGAGCUGCGCCACAACGACGACCGGCCCGAGAGCUGCCCCGUCUGCGGCCGCGGCUUCAGGAACCGCUACGACUUGAAGCAGCACAUGCGCACCCACACGGGGGAGCGUCCCUACCAGUGCACGCACUGCGCGCAGUGCUUCUCCACGGCAGGGGGCCUGCGCAGCCACACCCGGGUUCACACCGGCGAGAAGCCGCACAUCUGCCCAGAUUGCGGGAAGGCUUUCUCGCAGAUGGGCGCCAUGCGCACCCACAGGCUCACCCACACCGGUGAGCGCCCGUUCAAGUGCACGGUGUGCGGUAAGGGCUUCACCAUGGCGCAUAAAGUGACCGUCCACAUGCGAGUCCACACCGGAGAACGACCCUACGUGUGCUCCCAGUGCGGGAAAGCCUUCUCUGACGGCAGUGUGCUCAAGCAGCACAUGCUCAACCACUCAGGCGUGAGACCCUUCCACUGCCAGAUCUGUCCCAAGACGUACACGUGUCUCAACCACCUGAGGAGGCACCUCAAAAGUCACUCCAGCAUGAACUGACUCGGAAAAAGCACUGCUGUCCCAAACGAGCUCUUUCCCCUCCGCACAAACAUCCGAAAGACUGCAGCUUUUAUUUCCCCCACUCCAAACGUAUUAGCAACACGGAUCCCUCCUGCUACAUCUUCUUAUUCUCUGGCAGACCAUUCAUUCAUUUUCUACCGCUUUUCCUCACGAGGGUCGCAGGGUUGCUGGAGCCUAUCCCAGCUGUCUUCGGGCGAGAGGCGGGGUACACCCUGGACUGGUCGCCAGCCAAUCACAGGGCACAUAUAGACAAACAACCAUUCACACUCACAUUCAUACCUAUGGACAUUUUUGGAGUCACCAAUUAACCUAGCAUGUUUUUGGAAUGUGGGAGGAAACCGGAAUAUCCGGAGAAAACCCACACAUGCAUGGGGUGAACAUCCACACAGAGAUGGCCGAGGGUGGAAUUGAACCCUGGUCUCCUAGCUGUGAGACUCUGGCAGACCAAUGUUUAUUAUUUCUUUGAGAUGCUAAUAAGGUCAUGCUAAUAAGGUAAUCAGACCUGCCGGCAUGCACGCAUUUUUCAUAAUCGGACAUGAAUGCCCUUCGGUGCUCUCAGGUACGCAUUUUGUUACAUUUCGCUGGUUUUGAGUUCCCUGGAUUAUCCUCCACUGGCUCGCUCCUUCCUGCUAUCGGUUAGCAUGACGCGCAAAAAUAAACACACAUAUAUAUAUAUAUAUAUGCAUAACGUCACACUGCGGGACCUGUAGAGGGUGUCAUACGUUUUUCUCUGAAUGGACAGCCCACCUCCGCGAACGCCUUUUCAUCUGAUUUCGGAUUAACAUUUGCAAUAAAAAUGCCAGUUGGAACCCCCUAUCACUCAUAGAUAUCAUAGAUAGAAGAAGCUAACUAGUGAAAGAGUUAUGGCUGUCGUCACACCCCGAUAAAAGCAGGGGUGUCCAAAGUGCCACCCAGGGACCAUUUGUGCCCCGUGGCUUGUUGUUUUUUGGGCAUAAUGUUUCAAGAAAAGGAAUGGUACCGGUAUUAUGAAGGACAUUUAUCGGAAAAUCUCCACAGAUGUGUGAAAAAUGAACUCAUAAUCCUUUUUUUUAAAACAUCAAUUAUGGUUUGCUGACUGAGAUUUAAAUUAAAUCAUCUUGGUUCCGCUUUUUUUGUGUGAAUUUGCUUUCUUCAAGGAACCGUGAGAUGUUUUCUCCAUCUGUACACUAGAGGGCAGUAGCUACACUCUUGACGCUUGUUAGUUAAAAUCAGCUGGAAUCAGGGAGGAUGAUGACUUUGUUUAUCCUUGAAUGACUUUUCUCCUGUAUUAUCUUCACAAACAGACGUUCGGGUAGACUCUCCUUCAUCUGGCUCAUUUCCUGUCAUUACCUUUUUUAUUUGGUUUUGGUUUGGAAUCUUGAUUGGCUUGCCAUUUCCUGAACCCUGUGACAUCUGUAAACUGUCAGGAAGCGCUUUUUUUUUUUUUAAAGAAUGGAGCAAUUUAUUCCCAUUAGUUUGUGCAAUGUCUCGCGAGACACUCACGACUCCCGAUAUGUGAGCGACUCGUGAAUAAUCUCUUCCAUCUGUGUUGGCUUUUAUUGGGAGAACAAAAUGAUCUCAGUUUGAUGCAUAUGUUCCACAUCCCAGUAGGUACUUUUGAAUCAUUAUUUCAUCAUUUUCUAACCUAAUCCCUAUUUAUUAUAAAAGUGGUUCUGUGUCCCAUUUUUUUCCUCUCCCCUUCUGACUCAAAUUUGCUACUAGUUGUGUCUACUUAGCCUCAAAAUCCUGUGGAAAGUGACUUUAUGUGCCAGAAACUGAGGCCAGGACUGUCCCUCGGGUGUUUUGCAUGCUGGCCUACAUGUGUUGAGGUCUUCUCUUGAUUUUUUUUUUUUUUUUUUUUUUUGAGCCUCCAUACAGUACAUGUUCUCAGUCAUGGUGAUGAUACCACGAGUGAGCUCAUUGUGUGAUCUAUAAAACUUGUCUUGUAAAGAAACCCAUCCACUUAUGUAACGUCCAACAAAGCCAAUUUCUCAAAU
Molecule: messenger RNA, 4711 nt
Organism: Doryrhamphus excisus (bluestripe pipefish)
Lineage: Eukaryota; Metazoa; Chordata; Actinopteri; Syngnathiformes; Syngnathidae
Biological process (GO): regulation of transcription by RNA polymerase II
Cellular component (GO): nucleus
Molecular function (GO): DNA-binding transcription activator activity, RNA polymerase II-specific; RNA polymerase II cis-regulatory region sequence-specific DNA binding
Source: RefSeq, a predicted model, not a curated record